AUGCUCGAUGAGCUCAAUGCUGCCCUUACAAGGGCAGGUGCUGCAGGGGAGCCAGACGGGGAGGCAGCAGGUUGGGGACGGGAGGGAGUGGGAGACGAGGAGUCUGGCGUGGUGGGAAUCGAGCAGGACGCGGGCAGGGACGAGAGGGAGGAGGCAAGUGCAUCAGGGAGGGGAGGCGCGGUGGCAGGGUUUCCGGUGCUGCUGGGUGUGCCGGUGGCAGUGAAGCAGGAUCUGAUCCACGUGGACGGCUUCUCCACCAGAGCAGGCGCGCUGCCAGGCUUCCCUGCUCUGGACUCCGUGUUGGGGAUGAGGGAGGGCGAGGUGCGUGCAGGAGGCAGUCCUUCACGCCUGGGGGCUCCAGCAGCGGGUCAGCAGCAGCUGUUGCAGCAGGCAUCUGUCCGCUGGCCCUCGGUUAGUCUCCCUCCUCCUGCUCCCUCCCCUUGCUCUCUCCUCCCUUCACCUCCUCUCUUCUGCUUCUCCUCUUCCACACCUACCUCUCAUCCCCAAUGCCACCUCUUGUCCCCGCUCUCUCUCCCCUCUGCUGCUGUCUCCCCUCCCUCGACACCCCCUUCUCCACUCUGCAGCAUCACAGACGUGUGCAUCCAUCUCCCGCCCAGCAGCCUUCACAGCCACGCCAUCGCCCUCCCUGGACCAGUUUGGAGUCAUCGCAGCUUCAGUGCGCUGGGCUGCUCUCUGGGGUCGAGCCGUGCUGCCCCACUGGCGGCCCCCAACCCCCUCUGGGGCAGUGCACGAGGCACCUCUGGUGCAGUGGCUCCCGCAAUCACCAUCACCGCUGUUGACCGCACUCAACUCCUCGUCUCUGCUUCCCUCUUACACAUCUCACCUGUACGCCCUAUCUGCCUGCAAACAACCCCUCCAGAGCCGCGCUGUGUGGGAGUCCCUGAGGGGCCGCUGCUGGAGCAGUGUGAAGGGGGGGCAGCGUGGGAGGCGUUUCAGCAGCUGCUGGCGCAGAUGAGGGCGAGCAGGUGCCACCUGGCUCUCAUGGCGUUUGAAUAUGCUCGCUUCCUGGACUCCCUCCACCUGCCUGACCUGCCAUCUCUUGUCUCCCCGCCUGUAAGCGCAGCGCACAGCGCACACAGCACACCACCCACCACCUGUGCUACAAAACAAAUGCCUGCUGCUGUUAUGUUCACCCCACACACGCCAUGCCUGUAUGCGCCUUGCAGAAUCUCCUGA
This is a messenger RNA of Closterium sp. NIES-65, 1197 nucleotides long. Lineage: Eukaryota; Viridiplantae; Streptophyta; Zygnematophyceae; Desmidiales; Closteriaceae. The record is from the annotation of a GenBank genome assembly.